AUUUGCCAUAGUAGCCUCAGUGCGCGCUCUCUCUCUCUCUCUUAUUUGGCCAGAAACCAUUACAUAAAGUAUGACAUAAAUAAAUGAAGAGAUAUAAAUACCUCAUUCUUUCCUCCUCAGCAAACAGCCUAAACCAACACGACACUUUUUUAUUAAUUCUCUCCCUCCUCAUACUCGUUUUUUUCUUAGUAUAAAUUAAAUGGUACAGUCUAUCAACAGUCGCAGAAUGGAAUAACAGAAAGUAUUUUUUUUUUCGGGUUGCGUCUUCUCUCUUCUCGCCUAUUUUCACUAUAUUCUCCCAAAAGAAAAGGAUCCCACUUCUUCAUUAAACAAAUACACCUAUUAUAACGAGAACGCAAAUAUAGUUCGCAAGCCCUUUCUCUUCCUUUUUUUCUCUCUUUCUGCGGCUCUGCCUCUGCCGCUGCUAACGUUGUUUGCUGACAACACUACACAUAUUUCAGAAAGACUAAAAAAAGAGAGCCACAACCCCCUACAAAAUUCUUGAUUCUCUCACUUUCUCUCUCUUCUCUCCAUUCUUAAGCACAGUUUUUUCUCGUUAAGCUCUCAGAAAUAGGGGUAAGCUAAAUGGGUAUUUGGAGCAACCUACUUGUGCUCCUUCUUACCUCCACUAUUUUCCAUUUUUGUACACCAGAUCCAAACGAUGAGAUGUGCUUGACCCAUCUCAGUCAAUCUUUACAAGACCCUUUGAAAAACCUUCAAAACUGGACUAAAUCCUCUUUCGCUAAACCUUGUGAUGGGUUUACUUCAUAUCUACAAGGGGCAACUUGUAAUAAUGGUCGCAUCUACAAGCUAUCCCUUUCAAAUCUUUCCCUUAAGGGUACCAUUUCUCCUUAUUUAUCUAAUUGUACCAAUCUUCAAGCGCUUGACCUUUCCUCCAACUCCAUCACAGGCCCAAUACCAAUAGAACUUCAGUUCCUCGUCAAUCUCGCUGUCCUCAACCUCUCAGCUAACCAACUUUCAGGCCCAAUUCCUGAACAGCUCGCCAUUUGCGCUUACCUUAACGUCAUCGAUCUCCAUGACAAUCAGUUCACUGGUCCUAUUCCGCAACAACUGGGUCUCCUUGUGCGGCUAUCUGUGUUUGACGUAUCGAAUAAUAGAUUGUCGGGUCCAAUACCGGUGUCACUCGGUAACCGGAGCGGAAACUUGCCCCGAUUCAAUGCCAGUUCGUUUGAUGGGAAUAAGAAUCUUUACGGGUACCCAUUGCCACCUAAAAAGAGUAAUGGGUUAUCCGUUUUGGCUAUUGUAGGGAUCGGAUUAGGAAGUGGGUUUUUGAGUUUGGUCCUAAGUUUUACUGCUGUGUGUAUAUGGUUGAGAGUUACUGAGCAAAAAUUGGAUGCUGAAGAAGGCAAAAUCACUCAACUCAUGCCUGAUUAUUGAACAUCAAUUCAUACUUUUGAGAUUACAGGUAUGUUAAUUUUUGAGGCUGGUUUGUUCCCCCCCUCCCCCCUUUUUUUUUUUUGGGUUUUAAAUUUUCUUUUCUUUGGAGAAGAAAAUAAUUCCCCUUUUUCUUAGUUUUGGGUUGUUUUCUAGGUCAUUAUUUUUAUUUUAUUUAGCUUCGGUUUUUUUCUUCUUCUAACAUUUGACCCCCAAUAUGUAAAAAGGAUUGAAGAAUUUGGAAUUGAGUUUCUAGUACAUAUAUUACUUAGUAGUACAGAAUUAAUCUGUACUCUAAUUUGAUGCCUGGGAAGUGGGUUGGCUUUGUCCACUCCAGGUUGUACAACUUAUACGUGCGUAGUACUUAUCCUUUAUUAAAAAAUUAAGGCAUAUCGUGCAUA
Nicotiana attenuata is the source of this 1796-nucleotide messenger RNA. Its product is annotated as leucine-rich repeat receptor protein kinase EMS1-like. The record is from RefSeq and is a predicted model, not a curated record. The transcript has a single exon. The coding region runs from base 586 to 1398 and encodes 270 amino acids. NCBI's taxonomy places the organism in Eukaryota, Viridiplantae, Streptophyta, Magnoliopsida, Solanales, Solanaceae. Gene Ontology annotation, molecular function: protein binding.